CCCCGCGGCGGCGCGGACCCCCGUCCCGGCCCCACGUACCUCCCCCGGCCCGUCCCGCUCCCGGGGCAGCGGCCAAGAUGGCGGCGAGGCCCGGCAGCGCGCGGGGCCGCCCCCCGGCGGAGGCGCGGGCGGCCGGGGCGCUGCCUGCGCUGAGCGGCGGGUAACGGGCGCCUGCCCGCCCCCGGCCCCGCCGCGGCUCCCGGCCGCCCACCGGCAACCGCGGCCUCGGCGGCGGGCAGGGCACGGGGGGCACGGGGGCUGCCUGCCGCCGCUCACACCACCCGGCGGGCGGGCGGCGCGGCCUCCCCUCCCCUCCCGUCGCCGCCCGGCACAGCCGUGUGUCUGUCUGUCCCCCGCGGCGGCGGCGGCGGCGGCGGGGCGGGCCGGGGCCGGCGGGGCGGGCCGAGGCGAGCGGAGCGGAGCGCGCCACACGCCGCCCAGCGCGAAGAUGGCAGCGGGGGAGCCGCAAGCCAAGAAGCUCAAGCUGGAGCAAAAGCAGCUGAGUGAAAAUGUCCUGUUUGGAAUGGGAAAUCCUCUGCUUGAUAUCUGUGCAGUUGUGGACAAGGACUUCCUUGAUAAAUUUGAAGAACUUGUGAAAAGGUUCAAAGUAGAAUAUCAUGCCGGUGGUUCUACUCAAAAUUCCGUUAAAGUGGCCCAGUGGAUGAUUCAGAGCCCUUAUAAAGCUGCAACUUUCUUUGGGUGCAUUGGCAAAGAUAAAUUUGGAGAGAUCUUAAAGAAGAAGGCUGAGGAAGCUCAUGUGGAUGCCCAUUAUUACGAGCAGAGUGAAGAACCGACAGGAACCUGUGCUGCGUGCAUCACUAGUGACAACAGGUCUCUUGUAGCUAACCUCGCUGCUGCUAAUUGCUAUAAGAAGGAAAAGCAUCUUGAUUUGGAGAAGAACUGGAAGUUGGUGGAAAAGGCCAAAGUUUAUUAUAUAGCAGGGUUCUUCCUGACAGUGUCCCCAGAAGCAGUAUUAAAAGUGGCUGCUCAGGCGUCUGCAAACAACAAGAUCUUCAGCUUGAAUCUUUCUGCACCAUUUAUUAGCCAGUUCUACAAAGAGCCGAUGAUGAAAGUCAUGCCUUAUGUCGACGUCCUUUUUGGAAAUGAGACGGAAGCUGCCACUUUUGCUAGAGAGCAAGGCUUUGAGACUGAAGACAUUAAAGAGAUAGCCCGGAAGACACAAGCCCUGCCAAAGGUGAACGCUAAAAGGCAACGAAUCGUAGUCUUUACCCAGGGGAAGGAUGACACUGUAAUGGCUACAGAAAAUGAAGUGACUACUUUCCCUGUGCUGGUGAGUGAUCAGAGUGAAAUUGUGGAUACCAAUGGAGCUGGAGAUGCUUUUGUUGGAGGCUUCCUCUCGCAGCUCGUCUAUGACCGGCCAGUGACCGAGUGCAUCCGGGCUGGACAUUACGCGGCCAGCGUAAUUAUCAAGCGCUCAGGUUGCACCUUCCCAGAGAAGCCCGACUUCCACUGAUACUGGUGAAUCAGAGGGAUCAAGAGUAACUCCCAUGUUGCCGGGGGAUUGCUGCCUAAAUUUUUCCUCCUUCCCUUUCCUACCUUUCCAAUUACCUGCAUCAACGCUUCUGUACUUCUGUUCAUCGUAUUCUAAACAAAAUAUGUAUUUCUGUGGUGUUUUUCGUACCACUACAACGUCUCGGUAGUUUUAACUUUUGGAAACAGUGCUGAGUGAAGCUUAUUGUCUCAUCCACCAGGAAAUAUUGUUCUGUUUUCACAGUUUAUAAGGAAGUCCCAUGUAAGGGGCACUGCUGAUUCACACCAUUAAAAUACUUCUGUUGAAUUAUCUGGUUUGUACCCAGCUGUGGCCAAAUCCUACUCAAUUUACGUGAAAUCAACAGACCUGACUUUAUCUGUCGCUUAACGUUGUAAACCAGGAGUUGUUCUUCCUAUGCAGUGGAGCCACACUAGCGUAAGGAGCGGUGUAGGUGUCCCAGGAAAUUUCCUUACAUAUUCGAGUGUCCAAGAUCUGGCCGUCAGACCCCGCCCAGCUUCCAUGAGGGUGAAUAGCUGUUUCGUCAGUAAUUUAAGGACCCGAUCCAGAGUUGGUGUCGCGCGUUCAGUCGUCUUGCAGCGACACCAGCGGCGUUAGGACGGGCACCGUGUGAGAGCAGGGUCUGGCCACGCUACGUGCAGCGACACUCGUUCAGGUGAGCUGGCCGGUGGGUACUUCCAGGGACUGCAGGGCAGGCGCCGGAGCCGGUAGUAAACAUAAACGUUCAGGUAGAUCCUAUCUGCUCCGUGCGAGCUUUCUAGAGGCCGUAUUUAAUUAAGGUACACGUAGUGAAAAUGAGGUACAGAAAUAUUUAUGCAGGAUAUAUUGACAGGAUAUGCCAAACGGAAUCUCUGAAACGCACAUUUUUAAACUUUUAAUUUACUUUGGUUAAUUAAGCAAUAUGGUGCAUUUUGUUUGUAUUUACAGUAUUCGAAGAGGUGAUCUGACACUGCAUUCAUUACUUUGCUAUGUAAUUUGAUACUGAUAAAUAAAAAAUUGUCAUACAGUA
Phalacrocorax carbo (great cormorant) is the source of this 2519-nucleotide messenger RNA. NCBI's taxonomy places the organism in Eukaryota, Metazoa, Chordata, Aves, Suliformes, Phalacrocoracidae. The record is from RefSeq and is a predicted model, not a curated record.